Cyprinus carpio (common carp) is the source of this 2488-nucleotide messenger RNA. RefSeq names its product neuronal-specific septin-3 (gene sept3). The record is from RefSeq and is a predicted model, not a curated record. Gene Ontology annotation, cellular component: cell division site; septin complex; presynaptic cytoskeleton. Gene Ontology annotation, molecular function: GTPase activity; molecular adaptor activity; GTP binding. Lineage: Eukaryota; Metazoa; Chordata; Actinopteri; Cypriniformes; Cyprinidae. Gene Ontology annotation, biological process: cytoskeleton-dependent cytokinesis.
AAAAGACACUGAGGCUCAACGGCACUUUAGUACUCACUGUAUAUGCCGCCACAAACACUUCACAUGUGGAGCACACAGAGCACAUGAGACUAGCAGGCCGUGAAAUGUUAUUCAAUGAGGACAAAAUGGAGCAAGUCAACUGGAACAAGGUGGUUGGGAAAUAAAAGGACUUGAUGACGUCAGCAGAACGGGAUCGAUACAUGUCAGAAAUUGUGCCCCCUGAAGUGAGACCUAAACCUGUCGUCCCAGCUAAGCCCUCUCAUGUGGCCCCGCAUUCUAGUGGUCCCUUUGUGCCUUCACCCCAAGGAACAGGGGGUGAAGGGCGGGGAUCUGCAUUGCUUGGAUACAUUGGAAUAGACACCAUCAUCGAGCAGAUGCGGAAGAAGACCAUGAAGACAGGCUUUGACUUCAACAUCAUGGUGGUUGGUCAGAGUGGUCUUGGGAAGUCUACUUUAGUGAAUACUCUCUUUAAGUCACAGGUGAGCAGGAGGACCACAAGCUGGAGCCGUGAUGAGAAGAUCCCAAAGACUGUGGAGAUUAAAGCUGUAUCUCAUGUGAUUGAGGAAGGAGGGGUGAAGAUGAAGUUAACAGUCGUUGACACACCAGGUUUUGGGGACCAAAUCAACAAUGAAAAUUGCUGGGAGCCCAUAUCCAAAUACAUCAAUGAACAAUAUGAGAAAUUUUUGAAGGAAGAAGUCAACAUUGCUCGCAAGAAACGCAUCCCUGAUACCAGAGUGCACUGCUGCUUGUACUUCAUAUCUCCAACUGGACACUCGCUUCGCCAGUUGGAUAUUGAGUUCAUGAAACAUCUGAGUCGUGUGGUCAACAUCAUUCCUGUCAUAGCCAAGUCUGACACACUCACUCUUGAUGAGAAAACUGAAUUUAAACAGAGGGUGAGGAAGGAGCUGGAAGCGUGUGGGAUUGAGUGUUAUCCACAGAAGGAGUUUGAUGAAGACAUGGAGGAUAAGAGUGAUAAUGAUAAGAUCAGGGAGGCAAUGCCCUUUGCAGUGGUAGGAAGUGAUAAAGAGUACCAGGUCAAUGGCAAACGAGUUUUGGGCAGGAAGACAGCCUGGGGAGUGGUGGAGGUUGAAAACCCAAAUCACUGCGAAUUCUCCUUACUCCGUGAUUUCAUGAUUAGGUCCCACCUCCAGGACCUGAAGGAGGUCACUCAUAACAUCCACUAUGAGACGUACCGUGCCAAGAGGCUCAACGAUAACGGAGGUCUGCACCCCAUCACCUCCUCUGGCCAAGACACACAAGAAAGCAACCUGUGAGGAAACAAAUGAGCGGCAUAGUAAGGAUUCAAGAGAAGACUAGGAUUCAUCUUGUAGUAAUUCAGCUGUGCAUGCUCAGAUGAUUUCAUCGCUGUGGAGGUUUUGUUCUUAUGCUCCUUUUAACCCUUUGUGGAACUGGUCAUCAUCUCUUGUUGCACAACCUUUGCAAAUUAGAAAAAGCCUUUCCCCUUCCCUGGCUCUGCUGACUUUAGUGAGUGAGUUUGCUCUUGAUAAUCCUUUUCAGCUCUAAUAUGAUGGUACAUAGCCUUGUGCACAAGCAUUUGUAAUUGGAAAUUGCCCAGCAUUGGCAUGUCUGUCCUCUACUGGAACCUCUGUUAGACACAUUUGAGCAGUUUUAUAUUGUUAGAAGGAGAAUCGCACUGCCACUGCAGCCUGCAGCUCAAUGGGCCUUAUUUAUUAAAACAUUUAGCACACUUUUAGUACCUAUGCCAAUUAAACAUACUCAAGUUACGAGUAACAUGCAAGUGUUUUAAUAAGUAUUUCAUCUCUUUGGCCCUAUAAGGGUACAGCAGUGUUUCUCUAAGUACAUUAGAUUCUGUAGUACUACCGUCGUUUACCCUUUGCUGUGUAACUCUGCCAAAGCAAGUCUCUGAAGUGACCACUGAAGUAUAUUCCUACAGAUCAUUCCAAACAGGUGCAACAGUUUAAAUGCACGCCAGGAUUUACAGUGGCUAAUGUGUUUAAAUAGCUUCAGGAGGAAACCGAAAGAACACUGAUUAAAAACGAUCAGUGCCUUUAACAAAUCAAGAGUUGUAGUUUUGAGGUUUUUCUUCAGCACAUUUUGUAUGGACACACCCCAUGUUUGUGCAAACGAGUAUAAAAAUUACAAAGCUUUCUCAGCAUUUUGCAUAUGGUAACAGUGAUCAAAAACAGUGAACAGUCUUAUUAUGUGAUGGAAUUAUUAUUUUUUCUUUUCAUUUCCCAUGUGUGCCAACAUUUCCAAAUGUGUGUUUAUGUGUAAUUCUACAUUCCAUCACUUCACAGAUUGAUACAUUAUGUAUGUAGGAAUUCUAUACAUACUGAACCUAAAUCAGUUCACCAAUCAUUCAUGUUUUUCAUAUCACGUUUAAUUAAUGCCAUUGUGGAAUAAUAAAACACCUCUGAAAAAUAAUUAUGAAACAUUAUUUAUAUUGUAUUUAUGUUUUAUUUAUUGUGAUUCUUAUGUUUUAAUUUAAUAAACAUGUUUGCCAUAA